UACAAGCACACGUCUUUCAGAAGCUAGUACAACGCAUCGUGUUGGUGUUUAUUGUGGUCCGUUGUCAGCCAGGUUUUAAAUCCCGAACGCCCUCCAAAAUCUCCAGUUCUAUAACGGACUCAAUCGGACGGGCGUGUUGCACCGGCACUUGUUUUCGAACGUCGCGUGUUCUAAAAUUUAAAUUCAAAAUGCAAACACCACAACUAGAUGAUGAACAAAUGGGAAUGCUCCGACGGGCCUUCAGCAUGUUUGACUCGAGCAAACAAGGCCGCAUCGAAAAGGAAAAAGUACGCACCAUCCUCAACACUAUGGUGCACAGUUAUGAUGACCAGCGGCUCGACCAAAUGCUGGAGUCGGAGGACGUUGAUGGAAGCGGCAAGUUAAACUUCGACUCAUUCGUGCGAGUUGCCACACACUUCCUCGACGAAGACGAUGAGGCGUUGCAGAAGGAGCUAAAGGAGGCAUUCAGGCUGUAUGACAAAGAAGGAAACGGCUACAUCCCUACAUCGAGCCUACGCGAAAUCCUGGCAGCACUUGACGACCAGCUCACCCCCGACCAGCUGAACGAGAUGAUCGCCGAAAUUGACACUGAUGACUCUGGAACUGUGGACUUUGAUGAGUUCAUGGAGAUGAUGACCGGCGAUUAGACGG
Cydia strobilella is the source of this 651-nucleotide messenger RNA. RefSeq names its product troponin C-like. Gene Ontology annotation, molecular function: calcium ion binding. The transcript is spliced from 6 exons. The coding region runs from base 189 to 647 and encodes 152 amino acids. Gene Ontology annotation, cellular component: myosin II complex. The record is from RefSeq and is a predicted model, not a curated record. Lineage: Eukaryota; Metazoa; Arthropoda; Insecta; Lepidoptera; Tortricidae.